AUGGCUGAAGCGGAUCCCCCCGCACCGAGCCUGCGGAAGGGCAAGUCCGGUUCGAGCCUCAAGACUGUCACACAAGAACAGUCCGCUGCCGCUGAAUCGCCCAUUGCCAGAGCCGAAGUGCCCUCAAUGCCUUCUAAAGAACCAAUCUCCGAUAACUCAAGUCACCCGGAUCUCUCCCCGCAAUCCCCAACGUUGACGGUCCGUCACGCCGAAACUGAGAAGCUGAGGCCGAAGACAGCCCUCCCACGGACAAGUUUUAGCAGGGCCAGGGCGUCGCUCGACGGUCGCUCCAUAGCCAGCCUGAAAUUCACCCCGCGAAUUCCCAGCAUAAUGGUAAACGACGCCCCUCCCCGUCCUAGUUCGAGGAUGUCAGAGCGCAGUGUGCGGUGGGGCGGUCGGAGGGCGCAGAAGAAACCUGAAGUCCCGACGGUGCCACCGCUUCCCGCUGUCGAGCCGUUCCAUGGAAUAAGGCUGGAUAUACCGUCUGGCUCGUUGGAAGACCUUACCACUGCCACUAUGGAAGCUUUGCAGUCGUCAACUCCAGACCAAGUUCCCAACAAGCAGGCGCCGCCAGAACAGACUCCGGAAGGUUCCGCCAAUACCACGGAGGCGAAACUCACCGUCAAUGGCUCGACCCGUUCUUCAAGCACAAGGCGCAUUAGAUCGGCAAAUUCCUUGCGUUGUAGGCCAAGUGUUACUUCGAGUCGGCCUAUCUCCGCCGAUGAGGAGAUACUGUCUCACAAAGUUAGAUUGAUGUACGAAAUGGGUGAUGCAGAUAUUGAUGAUUCCGAAAUUGGACAGCUGUUGAAUGAGGAUCAAGAUGUUCUGUGGGAAGAGCCAUCAUCUCUGGAUGACAACGGGGAUCGAGUAUCUGCUACCGAUAAUACUUUACUCACUGAACCGGUAAACGCUCCGAAGAGCGGAUCCCGCCGGGGUAGUAUGAUCCAGCGAGAAGAGACUGAAUUAGCGGGGGGCAUAGAGGACUGGAAUAACGUUAGGAAUGAGGAUGUAGACAGAUAUGGGUUUAUCAUCCCGCGCUGGGACACCGGAGACGGCUCGGAGCCGAAUCCACCCCAGCCGCUUCAACGCGUGUCGACGAGUCUGAUGCUUGCUUCUGCUUCCCCGCGUAGAAAGCGGACAUUACGAAGGACUCCCACGGCGACUGCCAGCAUCAGGUCGUUCUCCGGUCGCUCUCCUUCACGAAAGUCGACCGACCAACCCAACCGCCCAACCUCUUCUCAGAGUUCUUACCACCCAAAUCUAACCAGGACUGCUUCCAGGUUUCGAUAUGCUACUAAUAAACUGCCGCAUAACAAGGAUCGAAAGCUGAUGGAUGAAGCCAGCGAUAUGUUGACGCUUCCGGCAUCAGUGGAGAGAGAGAUGGCCCACGACGACACUCCCUAUGCUCGCGCUAUGAAGAAGAAAGAAUGGGAACGGGAGGACAAGUGGAGGAAAAUGGCCAAGCUCACGUCGAAGGACAGGGACGGUUCUGGGAUGACCUUUGAAUUCGAUACCACCAGCCCCAAACUCAUUGAACGGACCUGGAAGGGUAUUCCCGAUAGCUGGAGAGCGACAGCAUGGCAUGCAUUCCUCACAGCUAGUGCCAAGAAGCGGAAAGACAGCCCGACGGAUGAAGAACUCAUUCGCCGCUUCAAUGAGCUACAGGACGAGCCGUCGCCUGAUGACCUCCAGAUCGAUAUUGACGUCCCGCGCACGAUAAGUAGCCACAUCAUGUUCCGUCGACGUUAUAGGGGUGGCCAAAGGCUAUUGUUCCGCGUUCUUCAUGCUAUGUCGCUCUAUUUCCCUGAGACUGGCUAUGUUCAGGGAAUGGCGUCUCUGGUUGCCACCCUACUUGCAUACUACGACGAGGAGAAUGCAUUCGUGAUGCUAGUUAGGCUUUGGCAGCUUAGGGGUCUGGAACGUCUGUAUCGUUCUGGAUUUGCCGGGUUGAUGGAAGCACUCGGAAAUUUCGAAAAGGAGUGGCUGGACGGAGGGGAAGUUGCGGAAAAAUUGACCGAACUCGGCAUCCCCCCUACGGCGUAUGGAACUCGCUGGUAUUUAACAUUGUUUAAUUACUCUAUACCAUUUCCCGCCCAGCUUCGCGUCUGGGAUGUCUUCAUGCUUCUUGGGGACUCUGGUGAAGAGGCCCUUUCAAGGCCAGCCACUAGUUCUCACUCUAAAGGCGGCUCGAUCGGUAGCCAGCAACCACAGGCAGACAUCGCAACCCCUUUCGGGCGCAGCCUCGACGUUUUGCAUGCUACAUCGGCGGCUCUAAUUGACGGCAUGCGGGAUAUCAUUCUAGAGUCUGACUUUGAGAAUGCGAUGAAAGUCCUGACAAGUUGGAUUCCAAUUAAGGACGUCGAGCUGUUUAUGCGCGUAGCAAAGGCAGAGUGGAAAGUGCACUAUCGAAAGAAGGCUUAAGAUGGGCUUUGCCGCCUCGUCCAGUACGGCAUAUAGCCUUGCAAAUCGUUCUAUCCAGAGAGAUAUCCGGCCUUACUUCGAUCUUAUGCCCGCUUUGGCGGUUUCGAUUGUCAACCUCCUUGCACGCGAAUUUCACCAAACCAUUUUUUUUCUCCCGGACCCAUUUACAAUUUGUCGCCUGUUUCCCUUUUCUCUCAGAUUAUACAUCUACGCUAUACGCCUACGCGCUGUCUCCUUUUCGUUCUCGUCCUUGUGCUUUCCAUAGAGCAGUUCGGUUCACUGGUUCAUCACCAAGACAUAUGACCAAAAGCUUCUUUGUCUUCUCCUUUCAACGUCAGUCCCUGUAUUUUGUCCGCGUUGCCAUUUGUGUCCCCGGUUCCUAUCUAGCCUUUGCUUCAUUUCAUCCCAUCUAUGAUGUGGCAUCAAGAUACCCCCGUGACUAAGUCACGAUCUAACUUGACACUUCUUUAGUCUGCUCUUUUCCUUUUUUUUCUUCUUUUUCUUUUUUUUCCUUUUUUUCUUUUUCCACCCUCCCCCUUUUUAUUUGUUCUCUGUUUUCAUAAGAUACCUCGUUAUCAUGACUUUCAUAUUUUUGCUAUCUUGGAACAUCCUCUCUUGGGAUUUUUCUUCAGUUUUCCCGAGCAUGGAGGCGCAGUUUUUGUGCUGAAGAGGAAGCAUCUGAAGACGAGCGACGCUUUGCAGUUUUCAAGUACCAAAAUAGUUUUUUUGUAUCUGCCUAGAUUUUUAUUUCAUUUUCUUUUAUUAUUAUUAUUAUUAUUUAAGACAUUUAAUUUAUAAUCUAUAAUACAUACGGA
Coccidioides immitis RS is the source of this 3236-nucleotide messenger RNA. Its product is annotated as TBC domain-containing protein. The record is from RefSeq and is a predicted model, not a curated record. Lineage: Eukaryota; Fungi; Ascomycota; Eurotiomycetes; Onygenales; Onygenaceae. Bases 1 to 2421 code for a protein of 806 amino acids. The transcript has 2 exons.